AUGGAAUGUGGAAAGAGCUUCAGUCAGAGUUGGAGCCUUACUCAACAUCAACGGACUCACACAGCGGAGAAACCAUUUAGGUGUAUGGAGUGUGGGAAGGGCUUCAGACAGUCUUCACACCUUACUGUACAUCAACGAACUCACACAGGGGAGAAACCAUUUAAAUGUAUUGAGUGUGGGAAGAACUUCAGACAGUCUUCACACCUUACUGUACAUCAACGAAAUCACACAGGGGAGAAACCAUUUAAAUGUAUUGAGUGUGGAAAGCGUUUCAGUGAGAGUGGAAGUUUUACUCUACAUCAACGAACUCAUACAGGGGAGAAACCAUAUAAAUGUAUUGAGUGUGGGAAGGGCUUCAGUCACAAUGGAAUACUUACUGUACACCAACGAACUCACACAGGGGAGAAACCAUUUAAAUGUAUGGAUUGUGGAAAGACCUUCAGUCAGUGUUCACACCUUACUCUACAUCAACGAACUCACACAGGGGAGAAACCAUUUAAAUGUAUGGAGUGUGGGAAGGGCUUCAGUCACAAUGGAAUACUUACUCUACAUCAACGAACUCACACAGGGGAGAAACCAUUUAAAUGUAUGGAGUGUGGGCAGAGCUUCAUUCACAAUGGAAUCCUUACUGUACAUCAACGAACUCACACAGGGGAGAAACCAUUUAAAUGUAUGGAGUGUGGAAAGACCUUCAGUCAGUGUUCACACCUUACUAUACAUCAACGAACUCACACUGGGGAGAAACCAUUUAGAUGUAUGGAGUGUGGAAAGGGCUUCAGUUGCAGUGGGAGACUUACUGUGCACCAACGAACUCACACAGGGAAGAAACCGUUUAAAUGUAUGGAUUGUGGGAAGGGUUUCAGUGAGAGUGGAGCUCUUACAAGACAUCAACAAACUCACACAGUGAAGAAACCAUUUAAAUGUAUGGAGUGUGGAAAGAGCUUCAGACACACCUCACCCCUUACUCUACAUCUACGAACUCACACAGGGGAGAAACCAUUUAGAUGUACAGAGUGUGGAAAGAGCUUCAGUCGGUGUUCACAUCUUAAUAUACAUCUACGAACUCACACAGGGGAGAAACCAUUUAAAUGUAUGCAUUGUGGGAAGGGUUUCAUUGAGAGUGGAGCUCUUACUAAACAUCAACGAUCUCACACAAGAGAAACCAUUUAA
Molecule: messenger RNA, 1170 nt
Organism: Podarcis lilfordi (Lilford's wall lizard)
Lineage: Eukaryota; Metazoa; Chordata; Lepidosauria; Squamata; Lacertidae
Source: the annotation of a GenBank genome assembly